AAUACAUGGCGGAAAGAGAGGUGUUGCAGCUUCCCUGGAAGUCUCUGAGAGCCCUGGGAGUAUCCAAGUGGCCCGGGGCCAGACGGCAGUCCUGCCCUGUACCUUCACUACCAGUGCUGCCCUCAUUAACCUCAAUGUCAUUUGGAUGGUCAUUCCUCUCUCCAAUGCUAACCAACCUGAGCAGGUCAUUCUGUACCAGGGUGGACAGAUGUUCGAUGGUGCUCCCCGGUUCCAUGGUAGGGUAGGAUUUACAGCCACUAUGCCGGCCACCAACGUCUCUAUCUUCAUUAAUAACACUCAGCUGUCAGAUACAGGCACCUACCAGUGUCUGGUCAACAACCUUCCAGAUAGAGGGGGCAGAAACAUUGGGGUCACCGGUCUCACAGUUUUAGUUCCCCCUUCUGCCCCUCACUGCCAAAUCCAAGGAUCCCAGGAUAUCGGCAGCGAUGUCAUCCUGCUCUGUAGCUCAGAGGAAGGCAUCCCUCGGCCAACUUACCUUUGGGAGAAGUUAGACAAUACCCUCAAACUACCUCCAACAGCCACUCAGGACCAGGUCCAGGGGACAGUCACCAUCCGGAACAUCAGUGCUCUGUCUUCAGGCUUGUACCAGUGUGUGGCUUCUAAUGCCAUUGGAACCAGUACCUGCCUUUUAGAUCUCCAGGUUAUUUCACCCCAGCCCAGGAGCAUUGGACUAAUAGCGGGAGCCAUUGGCACUGGUGCAGUUAUUACCAUUUUUUGCAUUGCACUAAUUUUAGGGGCAUUCUUUUACUGGAGAAGCAAAAAUAAAGAGGAGGAGGAGGAAGAAAUUCCUAAUGAAAUAAGGGAGGAUGAUCUUCCACCUAAAUGUUCUUCUGCCAAAGCAUUUCACACCGAGAUAUCCUCCUCAGAGAACAACACAUUGACCUCUUCCAAUACGUACAACAGUCGAUACUGGAGCAACAAUCCAAAAGUUCACAGAAACGCAGAGUCAUUCACCCACUUCAGUGACUUGCUCCACUCAGGCAAUGCCAGUAUCCCGUCCAUCUAUGCUAAUGGGAACCACCUGGUCCCAGCUCCACAUAAGACUCUAGUAGUGACAGCCAGCAGAGGGUCACCCCCGCAGGUUGUGUCCAGGAGCAAUGGCUCGGUCAGCAGGAAACCUCGGCCUCAACACCCACACUCAUAUACCGUCAGCCAAGCGACGCUGGAGCGAAUUGGUGCUAUCCCUGUCAUGGUGCCAGCCCAGAGUCGGGCCGGGUCCCUGGUAUAGGACCUGAGUGGACAAAGUAUUCAGGGAAGAAUCAGUGGAAUGCUUCAUGCAGGGGGGAGGGUGGGGUGAGCAAGUGCUGGGGACGAAACACUUUUCUUUGUAAGGAUUAAUAAAAAGCUCGGAGGAAAAGGCAAUGCCAUUACCUGGCCAGUGAGUUUUGUGGAAUGAACUGGAAUUCUCCAUCUUGAAGACUUGUUUCCCCACCAUAGAUCUCCUAGGAUUCUAUCCAGAAAACCUGGGUCUCAAAGAUGUGCCAAGCCAAGGAAAAAGAUAUAAGAGCUGAAUAGCACUUACAACCCAACUGCAGUCCAGAUGGGCUUGUCCUUUAGUUCAUGCCUAACUGAAUAAUUUUUCAAGAGAUUAAAGUGCCAGGUGAAGUUUAAAUGAUGAAAUUAUUUUAAAAAGAUAGUUGUCUUUAGAAAAAAUAAUGAGCAACCCUGAGAUCAUCACCGUUCCUCUUUAUCUAGAGGGCUUAAUGCCAUGAAUGGUUAAUGCUGGUCCCACCAGGGCUGGCUCUUAUAUCACAGAAUAAAAAGUUUUUACACAACAUUCAGCAAGAAAAGGGGGGAAAAACAAAAGAAACUUCUCUGAGAAGUCCCUUCAUAUUUAUUUAUUUGUCCCUUCCUGAACCAUGAAUUUCAUAUUUGGAAUAUUGCUAUACUGACAGAUUCUUGCCUGUCUGUUUUUCUAGGGUCUGUUCCAGGUCCAUGACAGUUGCUGUUCAUUAUUAACUGGAAAAGUAUUUUUUUAAAAGAAAACUAUUUUUUUUAAAGACUUGAGAGGCAUAGGGCUAGGAGAGAAAAGACUACUGUUAAUAGCACGUUCCGUGACCAGGUUUGUUGAGAGCUUCAGGAGGCCCCUCACAGGGAGAGGGAGCUGGGCUGUGUCUGGCAGGCUCCGGGCGGGGCUGGCCAGGGCUCCCUGCGCUCACACCGGCUUACUCUUAAUGAGGGCAGCGCCUGAUGCCUUGUGCACCGAGGUGGAGAACUUUCUCCUUGUUUGACAAGUCGAGGUUAGUAGGUCGUUACAGGGAGGUCAGGAGUUUUCUGCUGUUGUUUUCAAAGUAAUUAUUUUUGCAAAAGAGGUAAGAUUGAGACAAAAGGGAUGCCUUCAGGUAUGCCCUUGGGAGGGUCCGCCCUGUAUUUGUCACAGCUCAGGGUUGUAGUUUUGCCCGAAUGCGUUUUUACACCACUGUAAAGAGACUCCUUGUGUGAUUAAUGACCUGGCUUGGCUGGCCUUGGAGUUCACCAGAUAAUUUACGGACUCCCCACUGGUUUUCGCUGUGGAUCUGGGCAUACUUGUGUCGGGGACUAUCUUGCCUUAAUCACACUUUAAGCAACACAGAAAUGAUUUCUUCCCCAGAACCGUUCUCUGAAUUAUUUAUGAGGCCGAUCUCGUGGUUCCGUAAGAGCAUCAUUUUUUCCCCAAUGUUGUCUCUCACUCCCUCUUUGCACUAUGCCUUUUGCCCUCUUCUCCUGCAAGCAUAGUCGUCAUAGGGAGUGGCUUCCUGAUUUUCAGACCUAUUUGGAUAAAUGGAAACCUGCAGCUGCUGCGUUCACUGUUUUCUGGGAGGGCUACACUCAGAACCUAACCACUGCAGCCAUUUCUAUAUUGAUGGAAUGCUGAAUUUACAUUAGCAUUACUUAUUUUCUCCAUGUGAUGGUUCUUGGCUUUGUAAAAAUUUAAAUAAAUGAAUGUCUAUACUUUUUAUAAAGCAGAGUGAAAAUACCAUGAAAGAAAAGGUACUAUCAGAUGUUGUUUAGAAAGCAUUUAUCUUGCAUUUCUUUAUUCUUUCUAAUUAUCUAAAAUUCAAUAAAAGUUUAUUCAUAUAAAAA
Messenger RNA from Suricata suricatta (meerkat), 3084 nucleotides. It is a transcript of the gene IGSF11, whose product is annotated as immunoglobulin superfamily member 11. The transcript is spliced from 7 exons. The coding region runs from base 146 to 1249 and encodes 367 amino acids. Gene Ontology annotation, molecular function: ionotropic glutamate receptor binding. Gene Ontology annotation, cellular component: cell-cell junction. Lineage: Eukaryota; Metazoa; Chordata; Mammalia; Carnivora; Herpestidae. The record is from RefSeq and is a predicted model, not a curated record. Gene Ontology annotation, biological process: homophilic cell-cell adhesion.